AUGCCGCAAUCCGGUCGCAAGGGUAAAACCCGUGCGCGCAGGGUACCGGCAGCAGCAGAGCCACACGAGCCAUCAGACGCAGAAACACCCGAGGCCAUCGCCACGCCUUCGCGCGCCUCUAGAAAGCGUGCACGAGAAAGCGAGGCUGCCGCACCUCCAGCUCGCAGUACGAGAAGACGCAAGACGAGGGACACGAGAGCACACGAGCGAGAGGACACGGAAGGCACGGAGGCACAAGAGCAGAGUGACGACGAGACCGAGCCUGCCCUGCCUAAUGAGCAGGACAUUAUUCAGAAUUUGAGGAUCGCGGAGAGGAAAGUUAAUGCUACGGAAGACUUCUCCAACAAUCUUCUGCUGGGCCAGGAGAACGUACCAGGUUAUGGAAAGAUCGCCGGCCGUGAUUGGACCUUCAUCAUCCGGAAGGUGGAGGUAAAUAUUGGUCGUCCAGAGGCACAGGAGAAGCUCGAAUCCAGUGCGAGCAAGGAGCCUGCAAAGCCCACGGCCAAGACCAUCAUCGACAUCGACCUCGGUCCUGAUCGCCAGAUCUCGAGGCUGCAUGCUAUUAUCGGCUAUGACUCUGACGCUUAUCAGUGGUUCGUCAUUGUCAAUGGCCGUAAUGGCGUACGCGUUGACAACAAUGUACUCAAGCGAGGACACAAAUCGUACUUGCGCAACGGCAGCGUCAUUGAGAUUGCUAACACGCAGAUGGCGUUCAUUACUACUCCUGCUGAAAACGGCGAUGGUCCAGUUUGGGACGCUUCAAUAAUUAAGCAAGCUCAGAAGUCGUCCGAGGAUGACGACGAGGGCGACGAUGAUAUGAAGGCUCCCAACGGUCGUAGCCAUGCGUUAGGUGGUCGUGCGACACUCUCACAGCCUGGCUUUAUUUCAUCCGCUAGUCUUGGUGAGCAGCAACAACAGCAGCGCACUCACCCUCAUUCUCAGCGAGCUAUGCAAGGUAGUCCUGGUACUCCCCAUCGGCCGCAACAGAGCGUCAUCCGAUCUUCGCCCGCUGCUAACUAUGCUCGCGGGGUGAUGAUGGAGUCUACUGAGAGCAUUGACUAUUCGGCCGACACUGCAAAGGACUUGAAGCCCCCACACUCUUAUGCUCAGCUCAUCGGUAUGGCCAUCUUGAGCACACACGAGCAGCAAAUGACUCUCAACAACAUCUACAAGUGGAUCAUGGCCAACUACGCCUUCUAUCGCUUCAACACCGGCGGCUGGCAGAACAGCAUCCGCCACAACCUCAGCUUAAAUAAAGCUUUCACGAAGAUUGCACGCCGUACAGACGAGCCGGGAAAGGGCAUGAAGUGGAUGAUCGAGCCGACAGAGUUCGACACUUUCGUGCAACAAGGGAUGAAAGGCUGUCGCCGUCCUGCACCACUUCCAGCCACGCAAAGCACACUCGAUUCACCAAUCAGUCCAAUGCACGCCAAUCGCUUUGGACAUAGCGGUCAUGCUGACGAAGACAUCACUCCUCCCCUUCACCCGUACCACCCGAUGUAUCUUACAGCCAACGAAGCAUACACACCUGAUCGCGGCUCCAAGCAGAGUCUCGAAGGCCGCAUUGGGCUGGGCAUCAACAGCGAAACGGUGGACUACGAUGCUCUUGCUCGCUCCACUCCACGCAAUGGUCUCACCUUCGCCGCCAACGCCGCUGGCUCGCCACCAGCAUUAUACAUCAACGACGAAACUCGCACAGGUUUUCCUGACACUCCCUUCCCGCUUCGCCCAAGCCAACGUCUUGCUCCUCCUAGCACGCUCAAACGUCCUAGCGACUUCAUCCAGUUCAGUUCUCCUGCUCCAUUCUGGAAGAUGGAAGGUCUGGCCGGGAUUGGAUCUACGCCGUGGAAACCCUACGAUCUGAGUCCGCUGAAGACGCCCUUUUCUCAGCUCAAGAAGACCGAGACGGAAGGGGAGGAUGUCAAAGAAGGCGAUACGGAAGUCGCGUCUGCCGAAGAUGAGAAAGACGAGGAGGGUGAUGGCGAAGUAGGUGGCAAAGGCAGUCCCGUCGUCCCUUCGAGCUCCCCACCUCGACCGCAGAGUUCCAGCGUACCCCCUCUGGAAGCCAGCCCAACAUUAUCCCGGCCCGCGACCGCUGUGGCCAAGACACUGAGUCAGAUGGCUAGUGGUAUCGAUCCGGUGCCUGCUCAGGACGACUCCGCCACCUCAGACUCCAUCCGUCUCUCACGCCCAGCUUCGCAACACUCCGGCCCCUCCGGCGCAGCACCCUCGCUCAUCUCAAAUGGAGCUGGAAGCAGUAUUUCCCCUGCUCUGCCGACGCCUUCACUUCAGCCUGCUGCUCAGCUGCUGCAGGGUCCGAAUGUGGUGGUUGAGCCGCAGAUGAAUGGUUAUCAUACUUCGGCUCCUCACCCAUCGCAGCAACAGCCGCUGCCUUCUUCCCAGCAUUCUUAUUCACAUACACAUACCCAUACCCACGCCCAUGAUCAUCAUCCUGCUCAUUCCGGUAUGCCGGCGGUUAAUGGUUUCCACGUCGUGGAUGAUGGGGAGGACGAGGGGAUUGAUUUGGCCAAGGGUUUCCAACCCAUCGGCACUUUCCACCAGCGUAAUCAUAUGGCUGUUGGGAUGGGUGCGUCGGCGGGGUAUGGGCGUUAG
Messenger RNA from Recurvomyces mirabilis, 2613 nucleotides. It is a transcript of the gene FKH2, whose product is annotated as transcription factor. Gene Ontology annotation, molecular function: RNA polymerase II cis-regulatory region sequence-specific DNA binding; protein binding; DNA-binding transcription factor activity, RNA polymerase II-specific. NCBI's taxonomy places the organism in Eukaryota, Fungi, Ascomycota, Dothideomycetes, Mycosphaerellales, Teratosphaeriaceae. Gene Ontology annotation, biological process: regulation of transcription by RNA polymerase II. The transcript is spliced from 2 exons. The coding region runs from base 1 to 2613 and encodes 870 amino acids. The record is from RefSeq and is a predicted model, not a curated record.